This is a messenger RNA of Pipistrellus nathusii (Nathusius's pipistrelle), 867 nucleotides long. The record is from the annotation of a GenBank genome assembly. Lineage: Eukaryota; Metazoa; Chordata; Mammalia; Chiroptera; Vespertilionidae.
AUGCCUGUGGAGGAGUUUGUGGCCGGCUGGGUCUCCGGGGCCCUGGGCUUGGUGCUGGGACACCCCUUCGACACCGUGAAGGUGCGGCUGCAGACCCAGAGCACAUACCGAGGCAUCAUCGACUGCAUGGUCAGGACCUACCGCCGCGAGUCGGUCCUGGGCUUCUUCAAGGGCAUGAGCUUCCCCAUCGCCAGCAUCGCCGUGGUCAACUCGGUGCUCUUCGGCGUCUACAGCAACGCCCUGCUGCUGCUCACCGCCACCUCCCACCACGAGCGGCGCCUGCAGCCGCCCAGCUACACGCACGUCUUCAUCGCCGGCUGCACCGGGGGCUUCCUCCAGGCCUACUGCCUGGCCCCUUUCGACCUCAUCAAAGUCCGGCUACAGAACCAGACGGAGCCGCGGGCACGGCCGGGGAGCCCCCCACCCCGGUACCGGGGGCCCGUGCACUGUGCGGCCUCCAUCUUCCAGGAGGAGGGGCCGCGGGGGCUGUUCCGGGGAGCCUGGGCUCUGACGCUUAGGGACACCCCCACCCUGGGGAUCUACUUCGUCACCUACGAAUGGCUCUGCCGCCAGUCCACGCCGGACGGCCAGAACCCCAGCUCAGCCACAGUGCUGGUGGCAGGGGGCUUUGCAGGCAUCGCCUCCUGGGUGACAGCCACCCCCUUGGACGUGGUCAAGUCCCGGAUGCAGAUGGCCGGGCUGGGGCAGCGGGAGUUCCAGGGGCUGCUGGACUGCAUGGUGAGCAGCGCCCGGCAGGAGGGCCUGGGCGUCUUCUUCCGGGGGCUGACCAUCAACAGCGCCCGCGCCUUCCCCGUCAACGCCGUCACCUUCCUCAGCUACGAGUACCUCCUCCACGCGUGGGGGUGA